AUGGCCUCCUCCAGCACCUCCACUCCCACCCUCACCGGCCAAAUCACCGAGCGUCUCACCCGUAGCAACUACAUCAUGUGGCGUACCCAGAUCGCGCCGCAGCUUCGUGGAGCUGGUGUCUUCGGAUACGUGGAUGGAAGCAUCCCAGAGCCAGCCAAAGUCGUCGUCACCAAGGAUAAGGAUGGCAAGGAGGAAACCAUCCCCAACCCUCUUCAUUUCUCAAAGAUUAGAUACCAUGACAUAAGAGCAUCAUCCCAUCGACCGGCGGCGGCGACCGGAAUUCUUCUCGACGCCAUUUCGUUGCUUUUGCUUUAUUAUUAUUGUUCCAAUUUAUCGAUCUAUCACCGAUUACUAAUCCUCCCCUAUACGCAGUUGAAGAAAUCAGUUGGUAAUGGGGAGGCCAGGCUAAGCGAGCUGCCCAAUGAUGUGCUGCUCAACAUCCUGGAAACACAGUCAACGGAAGCAGCUACUAAUGUGGAGGACAGGCUAAGCGAGCUGCCCAAUGAUUUGCUGCUCAACAUCCUCGAGAGAGUUGGUACCCUUGAUGCUGUAAGAACCUGCAUCCUUUCGAAGAAAAUGCACAAGCUGCCAACUAUGCUCUCGCAGAUCGUAAUUGAUCUUAGCCCCCGUGACUUGAUUCAAAUGGAUGGUGUUGUGGCUCAUGUGGCGGACAAGAUCCUUAGUACGAGGUCUCCACAGAUCACCGUACGCAAGCUGAAGCUCAAAUUUUUCUUGGUUCCCUCUCGCUGUCUCUCCAUCGGAAAAUCGGUCGGCCUUGCCAUGGCGACCCAGAAGUUUGAUGCAGCUGAAUUUGAGAUCAUGACACUGAGGGAUAAUGGAUGUUGCACUGAUGCCCAUCGCCUGGUUUUUGCUCAGCAGUUCAAUGAUUUUGUUGGUGAUUGCCCAGAUGCAUUUUCUGGUCUCACGCGGCUGGAUCUACGGAAUAUGAGGUUUGGUGAAUCGGACAUACCCAACAUUCUUAGCACCUGCAAGCAGCUCGAGUCCCUAUCUUUAUUCGAGUGUGAUGGGGGGGUCUGCUCGGUGCUGCAUGUUGAACAUGCUCGACUGGUUGAGUUUGUUAUCACCUUUGGGGAAUUUAAAACAGUGGUGCUUGACCGUCUACCAAGGCUCCAGCGGAUGACCUACAACAUUUGGCCUUGUGGUGAAAAUCCAUUGGUUCUUGGUUUUGUCCCUCAGCUUUGGAAGCUCAGUCUUACUAAAGCAAACCUUUCAUCAGGCAAGAUCCUCAACUUAAGCAAGCUGCUUGAUAACGCCCCCACAGUAAGCGAUUUAUAUCUGGACUUUCUAAGCGAGAAGAUUUGGGUUCAACCAGAAUGUCCGAAAGUGCUUGCUCCUGUGCUUGCCAAACUUCGAUUUCUGAAUCUGGAUCAUCUUCCCGAAGAAUGUGACAUCACUUGGACAUUGUUCCUUCUUGAAGCUGCACCAUACUUAGAGGAGCUUUGCAUCACAGUAUGGGAUCAUAAGUGCCGAAUGGAGUCACAAAAGAGUAUCUCUGAAAAAUCGGAUGUGAAGUGGGAGCCAUCUGUUCCUCAUUUUAAGCACAAGAAACUGGUGAGGCUAAUUAUUUAUGGCUUCCAGUCCGAUGACAAUUUCAUCGGAUACGUUAGACGCGUCAUUCAAGCUGCUGUGAACAUCAGGGAGGUUUCCCUGCACGACAGGAAGGUGUGCCAAUGGUGUUUCGAAAAGUUUCCUCACCUGGAGGUUCGUCCUUCGAGUUAUCCACGGACCAGCGAGGAGCUUGAUUUGUUGAGGGAGAAGAUGACAGCAGCGUCGGCUACAGCUUCUCCUUUUAUUCACUUCCGCUCAUAAGGUGGAGUUGAAGAUCAACCUCUAUGUGUGGUUGGAAGGAGUC
Molecule: messenger RNA, 1873 nt
Organism: Hordeum vulgare subsp. vulgare (domesticated barley)
Lineage: Eukaryota; Viridiplantae; Streptophyta; Magnoliopsida; Poales; Poaceae
Exons: 4
Coding region: 1-1830 (609 amino acids)
Molecular function (GO): protein binding
Source: RefSeq, a predicted model, not a curated record